CGACAACAACAAACAGAAAUCUGAAAGAGGAAGAAUAGCUUACGGCAAAACCAAUACCGAUCUAACGCUUAGAGAACGGAAAUCAAAGGUAGAUGCAAGCACAUAAAAGAACCAGAUGAUUGAGUCAAGGUUUGGUUUUCUGAAGGCCAAGAAACUUAUUCGAAUGAGGUGAAAGAGUGGAAGGAAGGGAAAUCGGAAAUAAAAAAUACAAAUUAAUAUAAAUUAAAUGAGAACGUGGGCAUGGAAGGAGAAAAAAGUGGGUAGUGUAGAGUUUUUUAUACAAAUUAAAUGAGAACGUGGGCCUGGAAGGAGAAAAAAGUGGAUAGUGGAGAGUUUUUUGGCGGGACUCUUUUUUCCCCGCUUAACACUCUGCCACAUCAGCUUCCUAAAAUCACUCUAUGGGCAGGAAAUUUUGAAUGGGGGUUGCAGUUUUACUUUUCAGCUAUAAAUUAUACUGUUGAUUUGAGAAGAAAUUAAGUUGUUAAGGAAAUAAAAUUAAGCAAGGUUCAAAAAGGCGUUAGGCGUAAGGUGGGCGUUGAGCCUUUGCCUUGUGCCUAGCUCGCCUAAGCGUUGACUAAGCGUGCCUAGGCGUUGGAAGAAAAUAGUUAUUCGCAGUACAUGAUGAAUGAAAUAAUAAUCUACAACACUUCCUCACUUCGGUUAAAAUGAUUAAUAACUUACUCAACACUUAAUGACGGGAAUAUAGCUUAGGAGUUCAUAGAAUCAUAGCUAAAUAGUUCACAAAGUUCUUGAGCUAUUGAAAAUAUUGCAAUAGAAACUUGAUUUCAUAGUUGAUGUUAAUUUUGGUAUUUAAUAUUGGCUUCUUAGCUCCAUCUAGUAAUGUUUAGGAGAGACUUAUAUGUCGCCGUACUCCAUUAACGUGUUCCAGUAUCUAAUUAGGCGCGAAAUCCCUAGGCGAGGCGUUUUGUCAUUGCCUUGCGCCUAGGCGUGCCUAAGCGUAAGAUUAAGCGUGCCUUUUUGAACCAUGAAAUUAAGACAAUUCAAUAAAUAAUUAGUACUACGAAUUUACAUGGACGUGAGAGAGAGUGGGGAAGUUGUUUUUUUUUCUUCUUCUUCUUUAAAUGAUUCGGAGUUGCGUUUUCUGCGCCGCUUUCGAUUCUCUCUGAAAGACUUCUCUCUUCUUCAUCUUCUUCUGUGUAUCUACUUCUUCCUCACAUCCGUAACUGAACAAUCACAUCACUGUCUCUCAGUUGUAUUUUAUUGAUUGAUUUCUCCUGUCAUAUUCUCCUUCCUGGCAAAAUUUAAUUAUUGCCUCUGUUUUUUACUAAUUACUAAAAAAAACAGAGUCCACCUUCAUCCAUUGUUUGUUUUUCCUAUUCCUGACAACGAGACGACGCCCAAGCGUGUACUUUCUGGAAAAAAAUCAUCACAUUGAUGGCGCCAUAAUCGAGGAAUUAAGGAAAGGCGGAAGAGAGAACCAACCUUCGGAAACGAAAUACCCAAAUUGCAGAGGAACUCCCCUCCCAGCCUUCUCCCCUCUGGUUUCCAUGUUUUCUGCAACUAAUAUCUCCCUGUGAGCGCUUCUUCUUCUUCUUCUUCCUCUUGGCUUUCUCCGAUUCUUCUUUCCGUUUCAUUCCCCCCUUCUGCCGAUUCCUUAUUAAGUUUGAUUUUCUGCCCCCCCUCUCUCAGAUUCGAAAAUUUUCAGGCAACGUCAGACGUUCCAGCGCGCAGGUUAUCCCAGAAUCAUGCUCAAGAUAUCAAUACCAGUUGAUGCCAAAACCAGAUCAUGCCUCUGCAGCGGCGUUUUCCCGGCUGCUUCCGUCAUUCUGCUAGUCUUCUUCAUCGGCACCUCCGUUCUAGUUCCUGACCACAAACAGUCUGAAUUGCAGGCAUUGGCUAGAUCAGAUGCUGUAGGUAGUUUCAGCAAUGUCAAUUCCACCUGCAAUUGCGAGGAAAGGGAGAUAGCGCCGCGAAGUAAGGUACAGGAAAUCAUGCCUCAGGAAGGUGUGAUACUGCCCCAAAGCAAGGACCAGGAAAUGCCUCAGGAAACUGAGACAUUGCCCCAAAGAAAGGAUCAAGAAAAGCGUCAGGGAACCGAGACACUACCCGAAAGCAUUGUCAGUUCCAACGAUCUGAAUUCAAUCAAUUGCCAGGAUCGAGAAACGCCUCAGGGAAGCGAGACAUUGCCCCGAGGUAUCGUCCAGAAGACAUCGAAUCUGCAGAUGAGACCCCUAUGGGGAAACGUUGCGAAGAGGAAACCGAACGAGAGGGCCAACUUGUUUGCAGCAGCUGUGGGUGUGAAGCAGAAAGAACUGGUGAACAAAAUGGUGACCAAGUUUCUUUCCAGCGGGUUCACGGUGAUGUUGUUCCACUACGACGACAAUGUGGACGAGUGGCGGGAGUUCGAUUGGAACUCCAAUGUCAUUCAUGUCUCUGCACACAAUCAAACCAAAUGGUGGUUUGCAAAGCGGUUUAUGCAUCCUGACAUAGUCGCGGAGUACGAUUACUUAUUCCUGUGGGAUGAAGACAUCGGAGUCGAUAGUUUCGAUCCUGCCAGGUACCUGUCGAUCGUCGCGAGUGAAGGUCUCGAGAUAUCGCAACCAGCACUGGACGUGCGGAAGUCAGAGAUUCAUCAGCAGAUUACUGCUCGGACCAAGUCUACAGUCCACAGACGAAUAUACAAGACGGGAUCUUGCGAUGGAAGCAGCACUAAACCUCCAUGCACUGCGUGGGUGGAGAUGAUGGCGCCUGUGUUCUCGCGAGACGCCUGGCGCUGUGCUUGGCACAUGAUCCAGAAUGACUUGAUCCAUGCUUGGGGGCUGGAUUAUCGGCUAGGCUACUGUGCUCAAGGGGACCGAACCCAGAAGAUGGGAAUUGUAGAUGCAGAGUAUGUUGUACAUCACGGCAAGCCUACACUAGGUGCACCAAAGGAUUCUGGUCCACAGCAGCCUUUUAAUCCCCGCAAAUUCAACCCUAGAGUGGAAGUGAGAAGGCAGUCGUGGAAUGAGUACAAAACCUUCAAACGAAGAUGGGCAAAGGCAGCUGAGGAUGAUAAAUGUUGGAUAGACCCUUACAAGGAUGACGAACCCCACAGAAAAUAGUGUACUAGAGAGCCCAUUUUGUUUCUUUCACCUUUUUUUUUUGGGGUACAGACUUCAGAAUCUCUUGGACUAGAGUGGCAUGCAUUGAAUCUCGGGGGAGUGAUUCGUAAAUAGUUUUCGUGUAAAUUCAUAGGGCGGGAGAUUGGAUUCUUGUAUUCAUUUGUGAGGCGGAAAAAAGGAAAUUGAGGAGAGGAGCAUAUAGGAAACCAGAAGACUAUUUAUUUUGAAUUAGCGAUAAAAUGGAGCGAUACAGAUUAGAUUUAUUUUGGAUUACAGAAGAAAGGGGGAAGCAAGAAUCAAUGGAGGGUUCUCUUUGGAGACGGUAAAGACGAUUAUAUGCUCUUAUGCUAUGAAUUUUGACAUAGAAUUUGCUUCUUUCUGCCACUUGAUUAGUUUUUGUUCUUCUCUAACUUUACUUGAACCAGUUCAUUAAUUUCUUUUGAGCUCUUGAAGUGAUCAGUAUAAUGUGACAUUGUUAAACAUUGCAUUUCUUGAUGAAUGUCGAUCUCAUAUAUCUGGAUCAUAGCAUCGCUAUCCCUUUCAUUAUUCAUCACAGCCUACCAAAAUGCAUCUUAAUGCCUAUUCAUCAAACCAGGUACUCAGCUAGUCAAGCACAAAAGAGUAUAGUAUGUGCAUCCAAAUACUCGAAAGUGACUAACAGUGGGUUUCAUUAUCUGUAACUUCUCAAUCGAUCAAAUAGAUCCUAGCCUUGGUUAGAAAAGUUGGUAGAUUUAGUGCAUCUAACAACAAGCGGAACUUUAAAUUUUGGCACACAAGAUCUCACGACACGCGCGUAUUUGAAAGACGUUGAUUCUUCUUUGAAACAACUCCAUUUUAUUAUGGAGCAUCAUGCAUGACAUGUCGACUCUUAAAAAUUGUGGCCGUGUGUAUUACGGUAUUCUCCUCAAUUGGCACUACAACCUCUCGACCAACUUGACUUUUAGCCCAUUGCUCGAGUUACUUACCUAUAUGUUUAUAAUCUCUCCUUCGUAUGGAAUAAUCAUUAAUGAAUUUUAUCAUGUUCGUUAUUUUAUUUUAAGAAAAUGUAGCAACUCCAGUGAUUUCUUGCCUCUAAAUUUCGAGUCCUCGUCUCGCAAUGGAUGUGUUUUUUUUUUGUAAGAUUUUAGAUAAAAAGAGAUGGAUUUUUUUAUUUAAUUCAAAAUUUAUAGUUGGAAAUGGAUGGAAGAAAAAAAUAGAUGCAAAUUAAACAAUUGUUGUAUACCCCUAUCAACAACAAAAACUUGUCAAGAACCAAUAAAAUAAGCAAAAACAACUUGCCAAAGACUGUUAGUCAAAACAACAAAAUCAACACAAGGGCAGUGUUUUUUUUCUUCUUCUGACAACUAAAAUAUGGCAACCAUAAACAAGUUAUUAUGUCAAGAACAAACCUUCAAAGUUCAAACCCGCAUCGCAUAUUGAAACUGAAGGAUGAUGAUAGGAACAAAAACAAAUCGAACAACUUCAUUUGUAUCUAACAAAUCCGAAUCGAUUCGCAUACUGGAAUUCCAUCACCGCUACUAUAUAAGAAGAAGAAUUCGCCACAAAGAGAAAAAUGAGAAGAAAAAAAGCACUCAAAAGGGCUAAAUCGCGCGACUUUUCUCAUCCACCACAUUCUAAGUUCUGACGUUGAACGCCAUCAAUUCUCUAGAAAGAAACGACGAAGAAGAAGAACACAAGAAUGGAGAAAAUGAUGAGGGUGGGGAUUCUACUGUUCAUAGCAGUGAUUACAAUCCUGUGCUGGAAUCCAAAAGGGAUCGUGGUGGAAGCAGAGGACAUGUUUUGCUGCAUUCAGCUUUACAAUGGUCUGAUUCAGACCGGGACCUGCUGCGAGACCGGGGUUCCCCUAGAUCUUAUCAAACAAAUAAUGGAUUAAUUAAUUUCUUAACCUAAU
Messenger RNA from Linum trigynum, 4953 nucleotides. The record is from the annotation of a GenBank genome assembly. NCBI's taxonomy places the organism in Eukaryota, Viridiplantae, Streptophyta, Magnoliopsida, Malpighiales, Linaceae.